This is a messenger RNA of Adineta steineri, 612 nucleotides long. NCBI's taxonomy places the organism in Eukaryota, Metazoa, Rotifera, Eurotatoria, Adinetida, Adinetidae. The record is from the annotation of a GenBank genome assembly.
AUGAAUCUUCCACGAAUUGGUCGGCCUGCACCAGAUUUUAAAUCCAAAGCAGUACUCAAUGAUAAAGUAUUCGAUAUAUCAUUGAGUGAUUAUGAUAAUAAAUAUCUCGUUUUACUCUUUUAUCCAACGAACUAUGGUUAUGUUUGUCCAACAGAAUUAAUUGCAUUCAGUGAUCAUAUUAAAGAAUUUGAUAAAAUAAAUGCAAAUGUUGUUGGUUGUUCAAUUGAAAGUCAUUACAAUCAAUUACAUUGGUUAAGUAUGACACAUGAACAAGGUGGUAUACGUGGUAUUCGAAUUCCAUUGAUUGCUGAUAAAUCAAUGAACAUUACUAAAGCAUACGGCGUACUUAAUGAACAAGAAGGAAUUUGUUAUCGAGCAAUGUUUAUUAUCGAUGAUAAAGGUAUUCUUCGACAAAUUACUAUCAAUGAUCGUCCUGUAGGUCGAAGUGUUUCUGAAGCUUAUCGAGUAAUUCAAGCUAUUCAACAAGCAGAUAAAUUACGUGCAGUUACACCAACUACAAGUUUUGUUGAAGUGACACCAUCAAAUAGUCGAAAACCUAGACCACUUAUAUGUUCAGAGAAAAGUUUACUUCGUGAAGUAAUCGACUCAUAA